Molecule: messenger RNA, 7733 nt
Organism: Eublepharis macularius
Lineage: Eukaryota; Metazoa; Chordata; Lepidosauria; Squamata; Eublepharidae
Gene: CUL7
Product: cullin 7
Exons: 30
Coding region: 211-6072 (1953 amino acids)
Biological process (GO): ubiquitin-dependent protein catabolic process
Molecular function (GO): ubiquitin protein ligase binding
Source: RefSeq, a predicted model, not a curated record
UGGGCCAGGAUGCUGACUGGAUGUAUCUAUUGGUCAGGCCUUUGAGUCGCGGCUAAGGGAGGCCUGCGCCUUCUUCCUUCGGCGCUCCGUGCGCUUCGUACUCGCCGAGCUUGCAGCAUAAAUGGAUUCUCUGCCGUGAGUUUUCUGAGGCGAGGUAGUUGCAGUGGCUUGACGUGGCUUCCCUCUACACCAGCAGAUGUGUCUCCUGUCAUGGUGAGUGAGAGGCAAAAUGGCAAUGUGCUAGUCCAUCUUGAACUCAAGCUGCAGGCCUGUCCUGAGGAGUUAAUCCGGGAGCGGCAUGGCCCCAUUGGACAUACUGAGUACUUGAUUCGCUGGAAUGUCGUCAACUUGGAGAAUGGUAUGGGAAGCAGCACCAGUGCCUCUCCCACAGAGAACACAGUGGAAAACAUCCUGAUGUGGAUGUCAGCAGAUGAUGUUUAUGCAAACUGUCCCAUGCUGCUGGGUAUCAGGAAGCACAAGGAGCAGCAGGAGAGGAAAGCAUCAUUCCUUCCUGAUGUCUUGCUGGAUGAGGCCUCAUUUUUGGAGAUGAAGGCUGAUGUCAGGAACCUGGUGCAGCGGGCUGCUGAGCAGAUGGUCAGCGCCACAGUGUCUCAAGCCUCCAUCCUUAAUACAAUGCAUGUGCUCAGUGCCUAUGCCAGUAUAAGCUCGCUGACAGGUGUCUUCAGGGAGACAGGUGCCCUGGAUCUGCUGAUGACGAUGUUGUGUAACGAGGAUAAGCAAAUUCGGUGCAGUGCUUCCAAGAUGCUGAAGGCUCUGGCUUCCCAUGAUACCGGAAGCAGAGCCUAUGUUCUCUUGUCCCUGAGCCAGCAGGAUGGUAUUGAACACCACAUGGACUUCGACAGUUGCUACACCCUCCUUGAGCUGUUUGCAGAGACAACAUCCUCAGAAGAGCACUGUAUGUCCUUUGAAGGGAUCCCCCUUCCUCAGAUUCCAGGGAAAUUACUUUUUUCUCUGGCCAAGCGAUACCUCUGUGUUACCUUCCUGAUGGGCAAGCGGAACAGCACUACUGAACCAGGAGGGGAACAGGAGGGCUCUGUGGCUUCUACUGCAAAUUGCAGGGAACAGAGAAGGACGCAAUGUGAGUUUGACUUCAGCAUGGCCAUGGCCAGCCUCAUGUCAGAGUUGGUGCAGGUUAUGGGCUGGGAUCAUAAUCGAGAGCUCACAGAAAGGCAGCCUCAAGUUGCUCAGUCUAUCUUCCAGCCCCAAGUUCCCACCUAUGCCACCAUCCAGUCAGCCACACACCUGCCCCAGAAAGAGGUCUGUACCUUCAAGACACGCUCUGCCUUUCCCAGUUGCAGUGGCUAUGUGGAAUACAUGCAAGAGAAGCUGGUGCAUGGCAUGCGCGUGCGCAUGUUGGAAGACUACGAAAAAAUCUGUGCAGGAGAUGAGGGGGAGUUCCUUCACAGCAAUAAUGGCACCCCUCCUGUUCAGGUUCAUUGGGAAUCUCUGGGUCAUACAUAUUGGGUUCAUUGGCACAUGAUUGAAAUUAUUGGUACAUCAGGACAGGCAGAACAGAAGGCCCAGGAAAAAGCAUCCAGCCUUACAAAGACUCUGAGACAGGAUACAGCUUCAGCUAACCCGGCAUUAUACCGUAAACCAGUUUCGGGGCUGUACUCCCUUCCGUACUUGACAGACCGGAUGAAUGAGAAAUCUGGGACUCUGAAUCGGGCUGAAUGGUGGGAGCUGCUCUUCUUCAUUAAGAAAUUAGAAGCUCAGAAGCAACAAGAAAUUAUUCAGUUCAUUCAGCAGAACCAGAAGCUGUCAGAGCUUAAUGAAGAAGGCCUAAUCCAGCUGUCUGUGCCAGUGGAGUUGGCUCAGAAAGUGCUGCAGCUGCUGAGCCAGCAGUGCCUGGGAUGUACUCAACGGGACCUGCAACGUUCUCGUGUCUUUCUCAAGUAUUGUCUCAGCAAAGAACAGGCAAGGCAGGACUGCCAAAGUGGGAGUGAGACCCGUGCGAAGUCUGGCAGCCUUUCUGAACCUAUGGCAUUCAAAAUGACAAAGGAGUUACCCUAUACUGAAGAAACUUUGCUGGUUCCAUCUACAAUGGAGAAAACAGACACACAAUUGAAUAAGGAGCUUUUCAAAGUGGAGGAACUUUAUUUCCCAGAAACACUGGAUGAAAAAGCCAAAGUUUUCUGCAGUGUGAAAGUGGCAGGGAAGAAAAGCACCUUGGAGCAGCUGGCAGAGGUCGUGGAGGUGAUCCAGGAGUCCGGUUGUGGCAUGGUGCUGCAGAUGGCAGGCCUCAGAUUUAUCACCAAGAUCAUGGAAGAGGAGCCUGGGCAACAGAGACAGCUCAUCAGAGCAGAGGAUGAACUCACCAUCCGGGAGAAAACUAUCAAGAUGCUGGUGGAGCUGCUGAGCUGCCGAGCAGAGAAACUGCUAAUCGUGUUGGUGCUGCGGGUGCUGUAUGUGCUCCUGGCAAAAUAUGACUGGCGCCUAUUCUUUGCCACCAAAGAAGGGAUACGUGCCAUGCUACGCUGCAUGCUAGAGUACCCUACAUCAGCACUAGUGCAGCAAGCUGGCCUGGCAGUGCUGAAGGUACUUUGUGGUGUUGGGAACUCUGAGCUAUCAGGUGCCAGUGGGAUGUCCUACCCUCUGAACCAGUCCGAUGCCCGGAUGAUGCAGGAGAUCUUUGCCAACAUUGGUUCUGCUUCCAGCAAAGUGGCCGACAACUUGCUCUGUGCUAUUCCUGCUGCUAUUGAAAAGAUGUUGGGCACACCUGGUGCUUUGUCAGCAGUACAAAAUGGGCUCUUGGUGCUGAACGUGCUGAUCAACAAUCACAAGGGUCUGGCCGAGCAGCUGGGAAACCAUGACGUCCAUUCAGUUUUGCAGAACUGCUGCCGCUCAGGCCAGAAGUCCAAUGCGAUGCUGGCUCGAAUAGUGCUGAGCCACCUGGCUCAGCAUAAGCUGCCCCUGAGCCAGGAGAAGGCAGACUCUGCAGCCUCCAUCAACCUCAAGGAGACUGAUGUGACAGAGUUGCUGAGCAGCCUGCAUGAGAGCAGCAUUUCCAAGGAGAUGGUGGCAGUGCUCAAGUGCUGUCUGCGUGGCAGGGGUGUCUGCCCUGAGGAAGACAACUUUGAGUUUUUCACAGAUGUGCUGCUGCUUAGAGAAUUGGCACAGGUGGCAUCUGAGAAAGAUGUACAGCUGGCAGCAUUAAAGCUUUUGAACAAGAGUUUGGCUAGUUCCUGGCGGGAUACAGUGUCCUGGCAUUCAUGCAUCGAGCCAUGUUUGUCUUCCAUGAGUGCCCACAUAAAUGAUCGAGAGGUUGUUCAGGGGUUCAUCAAUUUCCUGUACAGCCUCGCCACUCUCAAAAAAGAUUGUGCUGUCAUGAUGUGCUCUAUGCACACUAAGGAAGCCUUGACUAAAGUCCUGGAGAAACACAGCUCCAGUUUGUUGCUGGUGACGGAAUUGAGGGACCUCAUGAGCAACUGUGAGAAAUAUGCUUACCUGUAUAAGAAGAUGACAUCCAGUAUCCUGGCUGGCUGCAUCCAGAUGGUUCUGGCUCAGGUAGAAGAACAUAGGCAGAGCCGUCAGCCUAUCAACAUCCCACUCUUUGAUGCAUUCCUGCGUAACCUCUGCCAAGGCUGCAGCGUGGAAUUAAAAGAGGACAAGUGUUGGGAGAGAGUGGAAGUUUCCUCCAACCCCCAUCAGGCCAACAAGUUGGUGGACGGGAACCCCAAGACCUACUGGGAAUCAAAUGGCAGCACCAGCUCCCACUACAUUAAUGUCUAUUUGUGCCACGGAGCAAUAGUCCAGAAGAUGUCUCUGCUGGUGGCCAGUGAGGACUCCAGCUAUAUGCCAGCCCGGAUUAUGGUCAUGGGAGGGGAGAACGCCUCCAGCAUCACCACCAAGCUCAGUACGGUGACUGUUCCACCAUCGGCCAGCAGAGUGAUCCUCUUGGAGAACAUGACCUGCUUCUGGCCGGUCAUACAGAUUAAGAUCAAGCGCUGCCAGCAGGGUGGCAUUGAUACUCGUGUGCGUGGCAUCGAGGUGCUGGGCCCCAAGCCCACUUUCUGGCCCAUCUUCAAGGAGCAGCUGUGCCGGCGCACGUUCUUGUUCUACACUACCAAGGCACACACCUGGUGCCAGGAGAUCUCAGAAGAUCGGAUGCAGCUGCUGCAGCUCUUCAACAGGUUGAACAGUGCUCUGCGCCAUGAGCAGGUGUUUGCUGAUCGCUUCCUUCCUGACGAUGAGGCUGCUCAGGCCUUGGGCAAGACCUGCUGGGAUGCUCUGAUCACCCCCUUGGUGCAGAGUAUCACCUCUCCAGACCCCAGUGGUGUCAGCCCCCUGUCGUGGCUUCUGAGCCAAUACCUGGAGAAUUUAAAGGCAGCCCCAGGUGCCAAGAAACAAGCAUCCAUUUUCAAUUCCCGUGUGCGACGACUGAGCCACCUGCUGGUGCACGUGGACUCCAGUAGCCCUGAGCCUGAGGAGCUGAAGCCCCCAGUGAAAUCCAAUGGCAAGAAUGGAAAGAGCAAGGAGUCGAGUUCUGGGGCCGCCAAGCCAGUAGAGAAGAAAGCCAGCAGCACAACCGGCAUCACCCAGUGCUGGAAAGAAGUGGUCCAGCAGCAGGUGAAGCGGUUCCUGGAGUCCUCGUGGCAGGCCCCGGACUUCGUGGAGCAAUAUUGCAACAUCUACCUGCGCCUCCGCACUGCCAUGGAGGAGCUUUUUGGGCAGCAGAUGUCCUUCAUGCUUGCCCUGCGCCAGGGCUUCUCUGGGGGACUGCUGCAGCUCUCUUUCCUGACUGCCAUGCACGUGAGCGAGCAGUUUGCCCGUUACAUCGACGUGUGGAUCCAAGAGAGCUGGGCAGACUCGGGCAACGCAGAGACUCUGCGGCGCCUGCAGCAGAGCCUGGAGCCCGUUCUCUUCCUGUCUGGUCUGGAACUGGCCAACACCUUUGAGCAUUUCUACCGGUACUACCUGGGCGACCGGCUGCUGUCCCAGGGCAAGACGUGGCUGGAGAGUGCUGUGGUGGAGCACAUUGGGCUCUGCUUCCCCAACCGUUUCCCCCAGCAGAUGCUGAAGAACCUGAGCGAGCUGGAGGAGGAGCAGCAGCAGCUUCACCUCUUCCAGCUGCAGCAGCUCGACAAACAUCUGCUGGAGCUGGACCAGGAUGGGAAAUACGGGGAGGAAGAAGAGGAUGAGGGAGCGGUAACAAAGGAAGAGCUGAACGGGCAGGAGGAAGAGUCAGAGGUGAAGGUGCUGGCGCUGUCUCCACGCUGCUGGACCAUCUCCCCGCUCUGCUACCUGGAGGAGCCUGCCAGAUUUUUCCCACCAUCCCUCAGUCAGCACUUGGGCAGGUUUGCUGACUUCUAUACCCAGAGUCAGAGCCGUUUUGGGCUGGAGCACACGAAGCCACGGCGUUUACAGUGGACAUGGCUGGGCCAUGCUGAGCUGCAGUAUCAGGGCUGCAUCCUUCACGUGUCCACCCUGCAGAUGUACAUCCUUCUGUGCUUCAACAGUGUUGAGGAGGUUUCAGUGGAGACAUUGCGACAAGCUACAGGUCUCUCCCUGUCCCUCCUGUGUCAGGCGCUGAAACCUCUGGAAGAGAAAGGUCUCCUGAUCCAGAAUCACGGUGUGCUGAGGCUGAAUGAGAAGAUGCCAACCCUGGAUUCUGGACAAUGCCUGCCCCUGCUACCAAAAUCGCCAUCCUUGAAUGUGGUAGAGAAUGAGGGUAGUGCUCUGGAGAAGAGAAGGAACCUGGUCUGUUGCCUCCUCAUCCAGAUCCUCAAAGAAGAGAAGGCGAUUCACAUUGACAAGCUUGUGUUCAGGGUGAUUGAUGCCUGCCAGAAAUUGGGCUCUGGCUCUGCACCAAAGUUCCUGAGCUACUGCAGCAGCACAGAUAUCUUGUCUUGCAUUCUGCAUCUGCUGAACCAGGGCUCCAUCCAGCGUCAGGAGAAGAGGCCACAGUUCCUGGAGUAUGUCUCCCCAGAUCUCCCACCCCCAGCACUGCCAAAGAACCAGCCUCAAGUAGCAUUUCAAACUGUCAGGAUCAAGAAAGUGCCCAGUGUGCCCUGCAUGGAGAAGAGACACACUUUCUCUACCUUCAGGUAGAACUGACUGCUGCCCUGCUUUCGUGGGACUGUGCGGAGGUCCGGUUGCUUACCAGUGUUGAGAGUGUAAGUUUUGUCCAGUACGUGGCUCUUCCUUCUGGUUGCCACAAGGGAUUCCGGUAAAGAGCAAAGUGUCGAGUCAGCGGCUCAAGCUUUCACUGCAGUUGCUUUGCUUCCUGCUUAGGGUUCGGCCAGUUGCCGCAAGCAGCAGGUCUACAAGAGAGGGGGGUCUGCCAGCGACUGUCCAAUUUCUCUUUUACUGGCUUGCUGGCCGGUCUGCCAUAAUCCUGCUGAGGUGAGGCGAAGGAAGCAGAGCUGGUGCCAGAGAACACAGAAGGCAACACAAGCCUCCCUUGACAGUCCAAAGUAGCUUUUGCAUCUGAAAUCCAAACAACACAGAAAGUUCUCUCUCUUUCCAUUUAUUUAUCUAAUUGCCUUAUUUAUGGAGUAGCACAUUGCCACUGAAGCAUGGUCUCUCUCUCUCACACACACACUCACACACUCACACACACACACACACACACACACACACCCUUCCUUACCCAGAAUGUCUGCAGAAUGGUUGGUCUCUUUCCCCUCCUUAGGAGCACCUUCUCUGAUUAAUGUCUCUGGCAUUAAGGGAGGAGUAGCACCUACCUAUUUGCAGAUUCAUCCUGCUGGAGGCCAAGGCUGGUGACUCAGUGAGCUGAAACUUCUGUUAUUUGGGCAUCCUUUAAGUUGCUUUCUUUUUGAAUUUGUCCUUCAAGCCUGGCAAGCCAGAGAAGAUUUCCCUAAGCGUCCUUUGCCAUCAUCUUUGCCUUUACUUAUGUAAGAAGCCAAUGCAGGUGCACAUAUUUAGCUACUCAUGUACCAGUCUGAUGGGUGUAAUUUGGUGCUAGCUUAGUGAAACGAAACUGUGGGUCGUAAGAACAUAAGAAGAGCCCUGCUGCAUCAGACUAACAGCUCAGCAUCCUGUCUAACACAGUGGCCAACCAGUUAUUUUGAAGGGCCAAUGACAGGGCAUAGAGGCUGAGGCUGUCCCCCAAUGUUGCCUCCUAGCACUGAUAUUCAGAGAUUUCCUUCCUCUGAAUGUGGUGUUUCCCUUUACUUCCGAGUUAAAUGGUGGUGCCUUAGAAUUGUGGACCUUGGGCAAGUGCUGAGGGCCUAUGGGUUCAUUAUCAUUAUCCCAUGAUUAGAACUCAUCAGAAAAGAUGGGUGCUGCUUGUGGCUAUUCCAGGAUUUGUGGAAUCAGAUGCCAGAUUUUGCUUCUGGGCCUCUUCUCCUUAAUUCUGGAUUCCCUCAACCAUACAUAAAUUGUGAGCUGGCCAGUUAUAUGGAAGUACAGUGUGCUUUAAGUGAACUGUAAAGGGCAAAAUGUAAAGAGGUGCAAUAUGAGUGCUGUAGGUGUCAACUGUCAAUCUCAUUUUGGAUAGGGUGAGCUUAAAACAUCACUUUACCUGCUACAUCUCUGGUAGAACCCCUGCUUCUGUCUAUUAUCUGUGUUUCUGGAACAGGCUUAAAAGUGAGAGAGGACAUUUAUCCCUUAUCGGUGCUGCUGUAGCCAUGGUCCUGUUCUCUGCCUAGUCAUUGCCUACAUUCAGUGUACGUAUGGCCCUUUCCCUAUAUAGUUCAAAAUCCACAAUCUGUAACACUUGAAGAGUUCCAAUAAAUAAAAUUUGUCUA